AUGCGCGUGGUCCUCCGUUCCAUCAAAUCUCCACUCCCGUUCUUCAACACAUCCAGAAGACCUCCCCUUCGAUGUCUCCAUGGAACCUCUCUCCUCCGCGCCAAAGAACCAGUGAUCUAUAAGAAUAGUCUGGAGAAGACCCUCGAGGCCCAUCGUGUCUCGAACAGAGCGAGUCUCAUCCGGAGAGUAGUCAGCAAGGAUCCGGUUUCCGCAACCACCUCUCCCGACACUUUGUCCAGCUCUGAGAAGCAUGUCUCCGAAACGGACCCAUCAACAGAUGCCCCUCCGAGUCGAGAGGCCCAACCGCUGAGGCGUCCAAAAACGAAACGUCAUUCGUCGCAGCGCACAACCCGUCCAUCUCCGUCCGCGAGUGCGCCAUCCCGGCUCGUGGUAUGGAGCACCGACCGCACCCGCGGCCGUUCGGCGCAGUCCCCAUGGCUAGACGGCAUAUCCGCAUCGUCAGAUAGCCUGUCACAGCUAGACGCGGAGAUCCGUGCCCUGGCGAAAUACCUAACUCCAACAAUUGCCGAACAAAAUGCGAUCAGCCAAGUCACCGCCGAACUCACCACCCUCCUCCGGCCCGCCGCACCGCACCCUCCGGUCGUCGUCGGUUCGCGACGAACAGGAUUCUCCAUGAGCCACUCCGAUCUGGACCUACUACUCCCGGUAUCAGACGCCGCGCGGUCCUCCGACAGCACCCGCAAACCAAGCGCCUCCCGGCCCCAGAUGCUGGAGCUCUACCGCGAAACCCUGCACAAGGCCCGAGCCGUCCUCCGCCAAUCUCCCUCCUUCCAGGAGCAAGGCCAUCCCACAGGCAAACGCCAUUCAACCCUUACAAUAGUCCACCGUCCAACCGGCGUCCCCGUGCAAUUAUACUGCGGCGAAGGCCUCCCCGCCUCAAUCGAAUACAUCCAGGACUACCACGCCGAGUACCCCACCAUCCACCCGCUCUACAUGACCCUCCGCCUGAUCCUGGAAACGCACGGCCUCUACGGACCACCCAGCGGAAUCACCUCGGACGCGCUCCUCGUCCUCCUAGCCACCUUCCUCAAAAUGAACCACGGCCGGUUCCGCGGUCCCACCCCUCUCGCCGCGCAGCUCCUCGCCGUCCUCCGCGUCUACGGCACAGAGGUCGACCUCGCCACUACCGGCGUCGCCGCCGACCCCCCGUGUUUCUUCAACGUCGACUCCGUCAAAGAGGCGGCCCGCACCUACGACCCUGCCGACCUCCCGGCCUACCUGCGCGGCCAGCGCUCUCUCAUCAACCUGAAGAGAACCGCCGCGCGGAGACGCAAUGCCCCCGCCGCGGCGCGUUUGUGUCUGCAGGAUCCGGCGAAUUACAUGAAUGACCUCGGUCGUGGGUGUACCCGCACGCGGGAGAUCCAGGGUGUCUUUGCGCGGGCGUUUGAGGAACUUGAUGCGGCGCUGCGGGGCUGGGAGGAUACCUCGUCUGGGGCUCCGGAUAGAAGCGUGUUGGCCCAUGCGCUUCGGGCGAAUUUUGAUAGCUUUUCCCGGAUGCGCGCGAGGAUCGCCGCGGCGCAGGACGCUGGUCGCUGA
Molecule: messenger RNA, 1557 nt
Organism: Aspergillus terreus NIH2624
Lineage: Eukaryota; Fungi; Ascomycota; Eurotiomycetes; Eurotiales; Aspergillaceae
Exons: 1
Coding region: 1-1557 (518 amino acids)
Biological process (GO): RNA 3'-end processing
Cellular component (GO): nucleolus; TRAMP complex
Molecular function (GO): mRNA binding; poly(A) RNA polymerase activity
Source: RefSeq, a predicted model, not a curated record